This is a messenger RNA of Sorex araneus (European shrew), 3625 nucleotides long. RefSeq names its product fibroblast growth factor receptor 3 (gene FGFR3). Gene Ontology annotation, biological process: protein phosphorylation; multicellular organism development; positive regulation of MAPK cascade. The transcript has 17 exons. The record is from RefSeq and is a predicted model, not a curated record. Bases 218 to 2608 code for a protein of 796 amino acids. Gene Ontology annotation, molecular function: fibroblast growth factor receptor activity; fibroblast growth factor binding; ATP binding. Gene Ontology annotation, cellular component: membrane; signaling receptor complex. Lineage: Eukaryota; Metazoa; Chordata; Mammalia; Eulipotyphla; Soricidae.
CGGGCUCAGUGCGCGUUGGCGGCGGCGGCGCGGACAGUGGGCGCCGCGCGGUCCAGCUCGGACGCCCCCGCCCCUGGACGGCGCGAGGAGCGCGCGGCCCGAGCCGGAGCCGCCGGACCGGGGCGCGGGGCCGGGGGUCCCGAGCCCCCCCGCAGCCUCCUCCCGCCGGGCCGGACCAUGGGGGGCCGCGGGGCCUGAGGACGCCGCCCCCCGCGUCAUGGGCGCCCCGCGCGCCCUCGCCCUCUGCGUGGCCCUGGCCGUCGCGGCCGGCCGCGUGUCCCCGGGAACCCCGGGCGGAGCGACAGAGGUCCCGGGCCCCGAGCCUGGCCCGCAGGAGCAGCUGGUCUUCGUCAGUGGGGAGAUCCUGGAGCUGAGCUGCCAGCCGGCAGGGGCGCCCGUGGGGCCCACCGUGUGGGCCAAGGACGGCGAGGGGCUGUUGCCGUCCCGGCGAGUCCUGGUGGGGCCACAGCGCCUGCGGGUGCUCAAUGCCUCCCAGGAGGAUGCUGGCACCUACAGCUGCCGCCAGCGGCUGGGCCAGCAUGUCCUGUGCACCUUCAGCGUGCGUGUGACAGAUGCACCUUCCUCGGGAGAUGACGAAGAUGGGGAGGAUGAGGCUGAGGAUGCAGGUGCCCCGUACUGGACCCGGCCUGAGCGCAUGGACAAGAAGCUCUUGGCCGUGCCGGCUGCCAACACCGUUCGUUUCCGCUGCCCGGCCGCAGGGAAUCCCACCCCAUCCAUCUCCUGGCUGAAGAACGGGAAAGAGUUCCGGGGCGAGCAUCGCAUCGGGGGCAUCAAGUUGCGGCACCAGCAGUGGAGUCUGGUCAUGGAGAGUGUGGUGCCCUCUGACCGAGGCAACUACACGUGUGUGGUGGAGAACAAGUUCGGCAGCAUCCAGCAGACGUACACACUGGAUGUGCUCGAGCGCUCCCCGCACCGGCCCAUCCUGCAGGCCGGGCUGCCCGCCAACCAGACGGCGGUGCUGGGCAGCGACGUGGAGUUCCACUGCAAAGUGUACAGCGACGCGCAGCCGCACAUCCAGUGGCUCAAGCACGUGGAGGUGAACGGCAGCCGCGUGGGCCCCGAUGGCACCCCCUACGUCACCGUGCUCAAGUCGUGGAUCAGUGAGAGUGCAGAGGCUGAUGCGCGCCUCCGCCUGGCCAAUGUGUCCCAGCGCGACGGGGGCCAGUACCUCUGUCGGGCCACCAAUUUCAUAGGCGCGGCUGAGAAGGCCUUUUGGCUGCGUGUCCGCGGGCCCCAAGCAGCUGAGGAGGGGCUGGUGGAGGCAGCUGAGGCCGGCAGUGUGUACGCGGGCGUGCUCAGCUAUGGCGUGUCCUUCCUCCUCUUCAUCCUGGUGGUAGUAGCCGUCACGCUGUGUCGCCUGCGCAGCCCCCCGAAGAAGGGCCUGGGCGUGGCCCCUGUGCACAAAGUCUCGCGCUUCCCGCUCAAGCGACAGGUGUCCUUGGAGUCCAGCUCGUCCCUGAGCUCCAACACCCCACUGGUGCGCAUCGCCCGGCUGUCCUCAGGGGAGGGCCCCGCACUGGCCAACGUGUCUGAGCUCGAGCUGCCUGCUGAUCCUAAGUGGGAGCUGUCUCGCGCCCGGCUGACCCUGGGCAAACCCCUGGGAGAGGGCUGCUUCGGCCAGGUGGUCAUGGCGGAAGCUGUCGGCAUCGACAAAGACCGAGCAGCCAAGCCCAUCACGGUGGCUGUGAAGAUGCUGAAAGAUGAUGCCACAGACAAGGACUUGUCAGACCUGGUGUCAGAGAUGGAGAUGAUGAAGAUGAUGGGGAAACACAAGAACAUCAUCAACCUGCUGGGCGCCUGCACGCAGGGUGGGCCCCUGUACGUGCUGGUGGAAUACGCAGCCAAGGGCAACCUGCGGGAGUACCUGCGUGCGAGGCGGCCCCCGGGCAUGGACUACUCCUUCGACACCUGCAGGCUGCCUGAGGAGCAGCUGACCUGCAAGGACCUGGUGUCCUGUGCCUACCAGGUGGCCCGGGGCAUGGAGUACCUGGCCUCGAAGAAGUGCAUCCACCGGGACCUGGCAGCCCGCAACGUGCUGGUGACGGAGGACAACGUGAUGAAGAUUGCGGACUUUGGCUUGGCACGCGACGUGCACAACCUCGACUACUACAAGAAGACCACCAACGGCCGGCUGCCUGUGAAGUGGAUGGCGCCCGAGGCCUUGUUCGACCGUGUCUAUACGCACCAGAGUGAUGUCUGGUCCUUCGGGGUGCUGCUCUGGGAGAUCUUCACUCUGGGGGGGUCGCCGUACCCCGGCAUCCCUGUGGAGGAGCUGUUCAAGCUGCUGAAAGAAGGUCACCGCAUGGACAAGCCGGCCAACUGCACACAUGACCUGUACACAAUCAUGCGGGAGUGCUGGCACGCCGUGCCCUCGCAGAGGCCCACCUUUAAGCAGCUGGUAGAGGACCUGGACCGUAUCCUCACCAUGACGUCCACUGAUGAGUACCUGGACCUGUCGGUGCCUUUCGAGCAGUACUCGCCGGGCGGCCAGGACACCCCCAGUUCCAGCUCUUCGGGGGAUGACUCUGUGUUUGCCCAUGACCUGCUGCCCCCAGCACCCUCCAACAGUGGGGGUCCGAGGACGUGAAGGGCUGCUGGCUUGUAAGAGGACUGCGCUUGCCAGGCUGCUACCGCUGCAGUGAGGCACUGGAGCCGGCCUGGGCCUGAGACAUGGGUGGGCGGGUGGAUAGAUGCACGGACGGAUACCUUAAUAUGUGCGCGUGAGCCUCACAGCCCAGUGCCAGGUCUGGGUCCCGCCCUGCUGUAUCAUGCCCUUGGGGACCGAAUAUAGAAUGUAAAUGGGGGUCUUCUUCCCAGGGACCCCUCCCCCUCAGGCUCCCUUGCUUCCACUGCCAUGCCCCAGGAAGCAUGGUGGUGGCUGGUGCCCAGGGUGCCACCAAGUGCUCUGAACUGAGCCCACAGGCUCAGGUGUGGGGGAGCAUGUGCAGAGCCCUCAGGCCUGCCCUUGGAGACUAAGAUUACGGGUACCUGAGACGGGGCCUCUGCCUCUUCUCCCAAGGCACGCACCAUCCCCGUGGAUGGCGGGCACACCGUGCUCAUCUCUGGAGACUGGGGUGUGGGGGGCCUCAUGCUAGAGAACAGUGUGGGGGGGGCGUGCCUGCCCCCGCAGUUUUGUUUUAGAAAUUGUGCCUGGGCCUAUGUACUUGUAAAGCUAUUUAUGGCCCCAGCCCUCGCCCCCUAGGGGGGUGCUAUUGGGGGACAGGCCCCAGGAAGGACCCCGCAGCCCCUUCAGUCACCUCUGCGAGGAGUAUGUGCGGGUGCGGCGGGGGGGCCAGGCGGGAGCUUUGGGCAAUCCUGACUCAGUGUCCUCCAGCUUCUGGCCAGGCGGCCUCCCACACGCAGGGUCCGAUGUCAUUAAUGUUACAAGUUUAUAUAAUUUAUUGAGUUUUGAUAAGAUAUAUUUGCUGUAGAUUUAACCCUUCUGACGCAAUGCUUCUAGACUUCGGGAGCUGGCCCUGCCACUCUCAGCUUGGGGGUGCCCUGGGUUGGAGGGGCAGUGCCGCAUGGCCUGGGGACUCUGCCGUCAGGCCCAGCCAGGCAGAUGCGCUUCCCAAGAAAUAAAGAUAACUGGUUGCGGCCUCGA